GGUGUGCGGUGUUGGUCUGCCGUACUCAGAGGAAACCAAAUGCAAAUUGCUACAUUUUGUAGAGGUCUUAGUUUUCAGUCUCCUUUUGUUAUGAAGUUGGAGACUUGCUGCAAGAAGCUGGGCACCAAGUGGAGGCCAAGGCUGUUUAGUAGCCUGCUUUAGUGAAGGAGGUGGAAUGCUCACCACAGCACUAACCAGAGGAAGUUGUCUGUUCCUCAAGGUCUUUGUGAGACUUCCGGUCGUUGCAUCUGAUGGAGCAGUUUGUGCCAGAGGGACAGAAAUGCUAUAUAAAACCAAUGAAGACCCUGCUGGAUCAGUACUGAAGGCAACCGCAUCCAAGCUUGUCUUCAUCAUGGGUUUCAAUCUCCUACUGAAUGCUCAACUGGAUUCUGCCUACCAGCUGAUGUGUUACUUCAACAACUGGCCUAAGUAUCAGCCAGAUGUGGGAAGUAUGAAGCUUGAUGAUAUUGACCCAUGCCUGUGUACUCACCUAAUGUAUUCUUUUGCUGGGAUUUGGGAAAAUGACAUCACCAUGACCAAAAGGAAAGAUUUGGAAGACUACAAAGAUUUUAAUGCCUUAAAAAAGAGAAACAGCAAGCUGAAAACACUCCUGUCUAUUGGUUGCUGGAACUUUGGACCUGGCUCUUUUAUCACCAUGGUGUCCACUCCUGAGAGCCGCCACUCUUUCAUCACUUCAGUUAUAAAAUUUCUGCGAAAGUAUGAAUUUGAUGGGCUUAACUUGGCUUGGCAAUACCCUGGCUGUUAUGGAAGCCCUCCUAGGGACAAACACCUCUUUACUAUCCUGAUGCAGGAAAUACGUAAAGCUUUUGAAAAGGAAGUGAGAAAGAACAAAAAAUCCAGGCUGAUAGUCACUGCUGCAGUUGCUGGUGUUAUCCCCACAAUCCAGUUUGGCUAUGAGAUACCCCAACUGUCACAGUCCUUGGACUAUAUUCAAGUCAUGACCUAUGAUUUCCAUGGAUCUUGGGAUGGCUACACUGGAGAAAACAGUCCUCUCUAUAAAUCUCCAACUGAAACUGGAGUCAAAGCCUUUCACAACAUUAAAUACAUUAUGAACAACUGGAAGAACAAAGGGGCAUCACCUGAGAAGCUCAUUGUUGGAUUCCCAGCAUAUGGACACACUUUCAUCCUGAGUGACUUCACCAAAACAGAAAUUGGUGCCCCUAGCAAUCGUGGUGGCCAUCCAGGACCCUACACAAAGAAAACUGGAUUCUGGGCCUAUUAUGAGAUUUGCACAUUCCUGAAAAAUGGAGCCAUUCAGAUCUGGAAUGCUGCUCAGCAAGUGCCCUAUGCCUUCCAUGGCAAUGAGUGGGUUGGUUAUGACAAUAUCAAGAGCUUUCAUAUCAAGGCUCAGUGGCUUAAAUUGAACAACUUUGGAGGUGCUAUGAUUUGGGCCAUUGAUAUGGAUGAUUACACUGGCUCUUUUUGUGAUCAGGGCACAUUUCCCCUGACCUCCACCUUGAAGAAAACCCUCAAAGUGCAGAGUGCAAGUUGCAAAGUUACUGCUCUUCCAGCCAAUGUGACUGGUAGCAGGAACAACAGCUCUGGGGCAUUGGAGCCUGUGUUGCAACUCAGUAGCAAAUAACACAAGUAGCAUCUGGCACUGCCUGAAUGGAAUCACAUUCCAGAACUGCCAGGCAGAAUCUGUCUUCAAGAGCAGCCAACUUUGCUGAGCUAGACAAGACCACUAUCUGCUACCUUUCUCCAGGGGCUCUGUGUAGUGUCUCUUGACCUUUUCUUGGACCAUCUUACUUCUACCUAAUGUACUAAAAUAAAAUAAGCAAUCAGAACA
This is a messenger RNA of Grammomys surdaster, 1810 nucleotides long. RefSeq names its product chitinase-like protein 3. Gene Ontology annotation, molecular function: chitin binding; chitinase activity. The record is from RefSeq and is a predicted model, not a curated record. NCBI's taxonomy places the organism in Eukaryota, Metazoa, Chordata, Mammalia, Rodentia, Muridae. The transcript has 12 exons. Gene Ontology annotation, biological process: carbohydrate metabolic process; chitin catabolic process. Gene Ontology annotation, cellular component: extracellular region. Bases 176 to 1603 code for a protein of 475 amino acids.